AUGGCAUCUGCAGACAACCUCAUCCAGGCCCUCCAAGGCCUUGACGCAAACUCCUUCGCCAAUGAAGCCGAGCGCGUUCGUGCUCUCGACGCCCUUGCCCUGGCUACAAGCAAAGUCCAGAAGCCUUGGGAUACAGUCUGGCAGCACUGCUGGGUGAAUCCCGCCACCAAUGCUUGUGCCAAAACCUUGAUCGAUGCUGGUGUUUUUAGCAAGUGGCUUGAGACUGGUGGUCAGGACAAGACAUGUGCCGAGUUGGCUGAGAUGACAAACACUGACCCAGUGCUGAUCCGCCGUAUGAUGCGACAGAUCUCUGGCCAGAAUCUUGUUAUCGAGACGGCUGAGGAUACCUAUAGGCCUACAGCCUGGGUGCACGCCAUAGUUGCCGAUCCAGCCCUGGCCAACGUUUACGGUGGUCUCUAUGACUUUGUUAACGCUCCCAUGUUCAGGACACUGCCAUUCUAUCUUAAGAAAACUGGCUACAAGAACCCCACUGACCCUAACGAUUGCAACUGGCAGUUCAUGAAGAGUAAGCAGGAGAAUCUGUUCCAGUCUCUUGGUGCCGACCCUGUUGCUGCGAGAGAGUUCAAUGAUGCUAUGGAGAGCCACUCCAAGUAUAACCUUACCCCAUGGGUUGAGGUAUACCCCACUGAGACACUGGUCACAGACUCCAAGCCUGAUCGGCCAUUGGUAGUUGAUGUUGGUGGCAGCAAGGGUCAUGACUUGACAAAGUUCCACCUUUGCCAUCCUGAUAUCCCCCAUGGUAGCUUAGUCUUGCAAGACCUGCCUGACAUCCUUAAAGAGCUUACCAUUGCCGACACUAUCUCUGUUCAUCCUCAUGACUUCUUCAAACCUCAACCUGUCAAAGGUGCUCGUGCUUACUUUAUGCAUAACGUCUUGCACGACUGGGAAGACAAGCAAGCUCGGGAGAUACUGAAGCAUCUUGCUGAUGCCAUGGAGCCUGGGUAUUCCAAGCUUCUUAUUCAUGAGAGCUUGGUCAGUACUGUGAAGCCUCUUGCUCGUGUCACAACGUCUGAUAUCACCAUGAUGGCUUGCCUUGGUGCCAAGGAGAGAACCGAGAUUGAGUGGCGGACGUUAGUUGAGAGUGUUGGAUUGAAGGUCCUAAAGAUUUGGAGACCACUCCAGUCAGUGGAAAGUGUUAUUGAGGCAGAGCUUGCUUAA
Fusarium coffeatum is the source of this 1179-nucleotide messenger RNA. RefSeq lists its product as uncharacterized. Gene Ontology annotation, molecular function: O-methyltransferase activity. The transcript has 2 exons. Bases 1 to 1179 code for a protein of 392 amino acids. The record is from RefSeq and is a predicted model, not a curated record. NCBI's taxonomy places the organism in Eukaryota, Fungi, Ascomycota, Sordariomycetes, Hypocreales, Nectriaceae.